GGCCAGAAGCAGCAGACAGCAAUUUCUCAUUGCAGCAGAGGGAGGUCAUUUGCACGCCGCUGUGUGAAUAAGGGCGCAGGUGGUUUUGAAGGACAGGCGACUGAGGCAAUCUGACUGCAUCAAAGGACAGCAUUUUGAUUUCGAACUGCACACCAUCGCAGCGAGACUGAACGAAAGCCCGAGCAGAGAAGCGCUCUACACAGAGGAGGGAUGCCGUCUCGUCUAGUGAACAGGAUGCUGCCGCUCCUAUUAAUCAUACUCUGCCUUUCUGGGGAAUCCAAACCUUUCCCAGCUGAGCCCGACCCCGGGUUCGACAUCACCGACAGCCUGGCACUAGGAGAGUCGACUUUAAACGACAUGUUCAGGGAAGUGGAAGAGCUGAUGGAGGACACGCAACACAAACUUGAGGAGGCGGUGCAACAGAUUGACAACCAGAGCAUUCAGGAUGUGGAUGACUUCCCACUAAAUUACCACAAUGAAAGCAGCACAGACACUAAGGUUGGGAAUACAUCCUUCCACACUGUUGAGAAAAUCGACAAGGUCACUGAUAAUGAAACGGGAGCCACUUUCUUCUCAAAAACUAUGAUCUCCUCAUCCAGCAGUGAAGGAGAGGAAGUGAAACAUGAGUGCAUCGUUAAUGAGGACUGUGGAAAUGGGAAUUACUGCCAGUCUGGACUGCUGCAGUCUAAAUGCCUGCCUUGUAAGAUGCAGGAUUCGAAUUGCACCCGAGAUGAAGAAUGCUGUGAGGCACACCUGUGUGUCUGGGGCCAGUGUGUGAAAAACAGCAUUAAAGGAGGGCCAGGUACCAUCUGUGAAUUUCAGAGCGACUGCCACAGAGAGCUGUGCUGUGCAUUCUACAAAGCUCUACUGUUCCCAGUCUGCACUGCAUUGCCUAAAGAGGGGGAGCACUGCCAUGACCCAUCAAACCCACUGCUGGAUCUCCUGUCCUGGGACCAGGAGCCUGAGGGGCCCCGUGAGUACUGCUCAUGUAGCAAUGGGCUCAGCUGCCAGUCUCAUGGACGCAGCUCCAUCUGUGAAAAACGGAACGAUUCUUCAAAAGAGGAAAAUCUAACAUUUUUCGAUCAGUUCGCCAAAAGCCUUUCCUGGGAUGACAUCAACUAAAGUGUUGGACCAUGCAGAGGCAGUUUCUUAGAGAAUAACCUUCUCUUGUGUAUGUUUAACAGAAACAUCGACAGUGAUAGUUUGUGAACCUCAUUAUUCUGAAAACUAAGAAGCUUCUGUUUUGCACUUAACAUGCUAAUAUUAAAAUACCCAUAAUUCAGCAGGAUUGGUCUACUGUUCUUGUCUUUUCAGGCCUGUGCUUUAAAAAAAAAAAAAAAAAAAAAAAAAAAAAGGAAAAUCUGGGGAAAAAAAACAUGAAUUCAUUUGCAAUAAAAAUCUGUUUUUUUCUCAUAGUUAAUUAAUCUAGAAAUGAACAGUUUAUUCAUCUUCCUAGAUGCACCCAGUAGACUUUGAUGGAUAAAAGUGCAAUAUGUUGUAUCAUUUUGAAUAAUAUAUAUUUGGAGUUAUUGGGUUAUACCUUUGCAGCUUGGGGUGUAAGGGGUUAUUGUAUACAGGCAAUUCCUUUUUGUCAGCACUUCUGAGAGAUUGCAAUAUAAACACAAACAAUGCUUGGUCAUUAUUUGGUGUUAAAUGUUUUGGUUAAGAACACUAAACUGCACACUGAUAACGUGUGUUACACUGAUGCUGUGCUAAUCUGACCAGCUUUCUUCUAUGUUAAAGUAACUAAAUUGGGGGAAGCUUUAUUUUAUCACAGCAGUACACUGUGCUUGAGUGUUUAGCUUUAUAAUCAUGAUUGCUGUUGCGGUAAUCUUGUGCUUUACCUGAAAUUAAAAUUAUGUGUUCCCAUUUAUUGUUUUUGAAGCCAAUAAAGAGAUCACUUUGAAAACCAAA
Molecule: messenger RNA, 1914 nt
Organism: Polyodon spathula (Mississippi paddlefish)
Lineage: Eukaryota; Metazoa; Chordata; Actinopteri; Acipenseriformes; Polyodontidae
Product: dickkopf-related protein 3-like
Exons: 8
Coding region: 211-1122 (303 amino acids)
Biological process (GO): negative regulation of canonical Wnt signaling pathway; multicellular organism development
Cellular component (GO): extracellular region
Molecular function (GO): receptor antagonist activity; co-receptor binding
Source: RefSeq, a predicted model, not a curated record